Molecule: messenger RNA, 761 nt
Organism: Daphnia pulex (common water flea)
Lineage: Eukaryota; Metazoa; Arthropoda; Branchiopoda; Diplostraca; Daphniidae
Exons: 3
Coding region: 98-652 (184 amino acids)
Biological process (GO): regulation of transcription by RNA polymerase II
Cellular component (GO): nucleus; transcription regulator complex
Source: RefSeq, a predicted model, not a curated record
CAACUCUUAAUGACUCUGUUUACUUCUUGACAGCUGGAAAUGAUUUCGUUCAGUUCAAUUCUCGUUUCUUAUUUCAACGCGUCGAAAUCGUAAUAGAAUGGCGUCGUUAGAUUCUCAAUUUAUUUGGAACCUAGAGUUGGACAAUCAGCUCAUGGAGCUGAUAGAACAAUUUCCUUGUCUUUAUAACCGAAACGAUGAAUACUUCAAAGUUCCCUGGAAGCGUAAUGAUGCAAUUGCAGAAAUUGGGAGAAUUUUGGGAUGUGACAUGUUUGAGGUAGCGAGAAGAUUCAGGCAGUUAAAAGAAAAAUACAUUACUGACAUCACUGAAUCCCAGGACGCAGAAAAAUUUGUGAUGUGUAAAAUGGAUUUUCUUCAACCACACCUUGAAUCUCAUAGUCCCACUCCCAACAAUCAAUCUUCAGAAUUUGACUUUGAAUUCGUAGAUGUUCCAAAAGAAACUGAGAAGACCAAGAGAACAGCUGUUGAUGAGGACCAUCCUUCAAAAAAAAACAUCAUUACUACGGAAAAUACUGUAUGGAGCAGCUAUGGCAUUAGUCUGGGCCAGACGUUGUCCAACUUGAACCCUCAAGCGGCCUGCUCUCUUCGCCAUUCCAUUGAAAAUAUCAUUUUUCAAGAGCUUAACGAAAAUUAGUUUUUUUUUUAUUUAUUUUUAUUGGAAUGUGGCUUACAAUUCAAAUAAAAAUAUGGCAAUGCCUCGACAUUAAUACGCUUACCUUUGUCCUUUUUUCUAUUUCAUGAGA